AUGCGAUACGACGACUGGGAUGUAAUCCUGUUUCCGAAGGAGUCUCAUGUGCCUACACAAGAAUUCAAGACGGCCUGUUACGUUUCACCAGAAGAAUUUAAGCUUCCUCAAUUCCAUGGACGGCCACUGCCAACCUUGACCUGCUACAUCAGCUCUCUUCCUCCAUCGACCCCAUUUCGCGUCUCAAUACACUCAUGGGCUACAGCAACAAAAGCCUCGCCGAUCAUCGAGUCGCGGAGGAAGGCCAACCAGAAGAUUGUGUAUUCAGUUCAGGUCAUCGUCGAUGGGGCUAGAGUUUUCCGCGGUUUCUUCGAUAUCCAUUCUAAGUGGCCUCAAGAAAUUGCGCACGAGAGGAGGUCACUCGCCUUUACCGAACAUCCUACAAGUCGUCAGAAACUAUGCCUUCAAUUUCCGCCCUUUCAUCAACAUACCCUCAUGCAGAACUCAUGGGACGCUUGCGACCCCAACGGGAGGAUAAAGAUCAUGCUUUCGGAGCAGCUGAUCGGCAAAACAAGCAGCCCUGGCGACAUGGAUCUUGGUAUUACUAACGACAUCUCACCAUUGUCGCAUGCCUCCAAGUCCGCCUUUGCCAGACCACAGAACCUUGAGCCUAACAGACGACUCAACGCGCAUUUACCACCAAUCUCAAACUUUGCUAAGCUACAGGCGGGCUCCAGAGGCAGUUUUCGCACAAGAACUUGGGAUGACUCCCUGAGCUCGCUUGGUGAUGGCGACGAGAUGACCAUGGACACUUGGUCAACAAAACCGACGACAUCGGGAUCAACAAACGACAUGCCCAUGUACGAUUACAUGUACACAUCGUCACAUUCAUCAAGGCCAGUUCCACCAUGGAUGAGCAACAUACCACCAUAUGACCAGAACUUAGGCACAGACUGGGAUGAACAACGAUCGAUGAGAGAGAAGGAUAGACAACUCGUAGUGACGCUCCGAGAGGACCAACUAGGUCAAAUUAUCGAAGCCUUGAGCCCACCGAAACAGAGUCAUGAGCAACCCAACGGAUCCGGCAAUCAGCGCCAUGGACACUCUAGCCGUCCCCCAACAGCCCAUACAUACUAUCCACCCAAGAUGGGAAACAAUGGAUCCACCAACCGGUCUACUUCAGCACUCAUGGCGCGCAAAUCCACAUACCCAGAUUUCAACAGUGCCCUAAGGAACGCCGCAACUAAGCAAUCACCUAGCAAGCAGUACUCUAAUGACAUGCUAAAGGACCGACCACUCACCACGUACCAACCCUCUAUGUCUAGUCACAAAGAGAAUUGCUCGCCUUCUCAGGCGCGUUUACCAACCCCAUUCCCCAUCGCAAACCGCGUUCCGACUCCCAAUCCUUUCUCCCAGAGAUUCAACACUGCCAACUCUGAUAUCACCAUGAGAGACCCCUCGUCUGCGCAAUCGAGCAUGCAUCGAUUUAAUCGCAGUGAAGCACCUCCCCCACCUAGUACUCAACUUGGCAAGUUUAGCUCUGCACAUGGACCGUCAACGGUGAACAUACGGAGUAGAAAGGAAGGCAUGGCGGCUGAUCUACCAAAGUUGUCGGAUCACAGUAUACGACACGACCAGAGUCUACUUCCAGCAGUUGGCACCGAAAACUCUAUGCACAAGAACAUGUUCCAGAAAUCCAACAUCCCGUCUCUCGUUGAAGUCAUAGACGUCGACGCAAUCGACCCUCAUCUGCACGCCCCUUCUACAAACAUAGCGAACACCACUUCAAUGCCUUGCCAUCUUUCCCCCUUCAAAACACCUCGUCCUAAGCACAAAAACAACAGCCCCUCGCUCUCCAGCAUCGAUAGUACGGGUCGUUUAGAACGCCAGCUCUUCUCCGCGCUGGGCGAGGAACUAGCUUGUUUCGAUCCGAGGGAUACGAAUACACUGCAUAAGCACCAGCAUCAAGAUCACGAGCGAGAAGACGAGCGAGAUCGAGACGGUGCCGGAAACCCAACUCAGGGUAUCGACACCCAAGGCAUGGGUCCGGAACUCGCCCUCGCGCUCGGCGGCGGUCUUGCCACACCCAAAGCAAACACCCACUUCCAGCAUAGAGGUCCCGAAAAAACCAACGCUGAGCGCCGCGGGGGACCUACCAAAAAUACCGGAUCAUGGCUUAUCGAGCGAGCGAGUGGCGAUAUCGGGUUGAGUCCGAGAGGGGAUAAAUCUCUUAAUCCUACGGCCAGCGACUUUGAACCUAUGGGUAAGAGAAAGAGAGAUGCAGCACUCGAAUGCAACAUCGAUGGCGACGUAGAAAGCGACGAGUACGAGAGGAGGGGCAAGAGGGAGAGGAGUGAGACAGGGUUUGAAGGGGAUGAAGAGGAGCAGGGUAAUGGGGAACUUGAGAGAGAGGCGGAGAUGGAGAGGGAGGAGGUUGUUGUUUGUGUGAGAGGUGGUUAA
This is a messenger RNA of Pyrenophora tritici-repentis Pt-1C-BFP, 2400 nucleotides long. Lineage: Eukaryota; Fungi; Ascomycota; Dothideomycetes; Pleosporales; Pleosporaceae. The record is from RefSeq and is a predicted model, not a curated record.